GAUCUCUAAUAAAUCCGUCCGAAAAAGGUAUAUCGCAAAUAUUUUCAGAAGCAUUAGUUUAAUUACUUUAAUCUACCAUAUAAAGUGUUUAGUGACAUAGUUUCAAGUUCAUAGUUGUGAUACUGUUCCCGAAAAGAUGAUUCUCGAUCUCAAAAAAUAUGUGUUUUAUAACAAAGGUGACAUAUUUCAAUAUGUCGCGAGUAUUGCAGGAGCUUUUUCCAUCAUGAGUUCGGGUGUGAACCUCGGCUGGACCUCGCCUUAUUUACCAAUAUUAACGAGGGACGAUUCGCCGAUACCAACAACUAGCGAACAAGGUUCCUGGUGUGCUAUAGCUCCAUUGCUAGGUUCUCCUUUCGGAGCAUUAUCGGCGAUGUAUUUAUCAGAUAUAUUAGGAAGGAAAAUAACGACGCUGCUGAUGGCGCCGAUUGUAGCGAUUUGUUUUGUAUUGAUAGCGUUUUCGAAAAACAUUUGGGAACUAACGGCGUAUAGGUUCAUAAUAGGAGCGACGGAAGGUGCUUCCUACACAGCCCUACCGAUGUAUAUUGGAGAAAUAUCGGAUCCGAAGAUUAGGGGGUUUCUUACAGCUACUAUAGCGAUAUUUGCGAUCAGCGGCACAUUAUUAAUAAACGUAAUAGGAUCAUUUAUGGGCAUAUUUACGUCUAGUAUAAUUUGCGCUGGUAUUCCACUAAUACAUUUCAUAAUAUUUGCUUUUAUGCCCGAAUCUCCUUAUUAUUAUAUAAAGAAAAAUAAUCAUUUGGCAGCGAAACAAUCUCUGGAGAUAUUUAGGGGUAAAGCUGAUGUUGUUAAAGAGAUGGAGAAUUUACGGAGAGCCGUUACUAGACAAGAGAGAUCGACGAAAACUGGUAUUAUCGAUAUAUUUAAUGUGGCUAGUACGAGAAAAGCGUGUUAUAUCUUCUUAAUAUUGAAUCUUACUAAUAAAUUCAGCGGUAAGAACCCUUGUUUGUUCUAUACGGAAACGAUUUUCACGGAAUCGGGUAGUAGUAUUAACCCUACGUUAUCAGUUAUUAUUUACUGCAGCGUAGAACUAAUAGCUGUUGUUAUAUCCACUUAUUUCAUCGUUGAUACGAUAGGUAAAAGAAAAUUGAUGAUAACUUCUACUGCCGGUUGUGCUUUAUCAGUAUUUUGUCUCGGUAUGUUUUUCUAUUUAAAAGAUUUUCAUAUCGGUGUAGUAGAAAACGUCGAUUGGUUACCAAUAACGGCACUUGUACUAUACAACAUUUUCUUCAGCGUAGGAUUGUCCUUCGGCCCGGUAUCAAUUUUGAGCGAAUUAUUUCCUACUAACGUUAAAGCUAAAGCUUUGGGUAUAGCCGAUACUUUUUCGGUGCUGAUGGGUUCUUUGGUAUCGAAAUUAUUCCAAAUCACCAUGGACGAAUUCGGUAGUAUGUCCGUACCGUUUUUGUUUUUCGCUGUUUGUUGUACAAUCGGUCUCUUUUUCAUCAUCAAAUAUUUUCCCGAAACCAAAGGUAAAACUUUGGAGGAGAUCCAGCAAUAUUUGAUUGGAGAAAACAAUACUUCUUUGGAAAUGGCAAAUUGUAACAGGAUGUGAUUCAAUCGAACAAAUUGAUGAGACUGAAUUGAGAAAAAUUAUUUUUCUCGAAUAUCACCUAACAUUGAAGGUUAUAUUUUCGCCUGGAAAAUUUUUAUCUCUAGAUAAAGCUUCGUUGCUAUUUGCACAAUUGAACAUGACAAAUACUUAUCUUAUUUUUGUACAAAUAUUGUCUAUAUAUAUUAUAUUCAUAAUCCGUGAGAUCAAAAGUCACUAACCUCACUUUUAUAUCGACUAUAUAAUUGUUUAUAACUAGUAUAGUUACAAUCUAAAAUGUAAUUUUCUAUUAGCUAUCAUGUUAUAAUAAAAAUUUUCAUUUUUUUCUUAGUUUUUGUUCCCGAUAUAAUAAUUGUAAAACCACCCUUCCAAAUGUAAAGAUAAGAGCUAGACAAUGGGUUCCAGGACACACCAAAAUAGAAAUAAAUUAAGCUUCCUUUCAUAGGUCCUGAAUCCUUCUAUGGUAUCAACUACAGAAAACCGCUAUAACCAGAGUAGAUCAGGAACUAUCCACAAUAGAAAAUUUUUUCUUCCCGAUAUAAUAAUUGUAAAACCACUCUUCCAAAUGUUCAGAUAAGAGCUAGACAAUGGGUUCCAGGACACACCAAAAUAGAAAUAAAUUAAGCUUCCUUUCAUAGGUCCUGAAUCCUUCUAUGGUAUCAGCUACAGAAAACCGCUAUAACCAGAGUAGAUCAGGAACUAUCCACAAUAGAAAAUUUUUUCUUCCCGAUAUAAUAAUUGUAAAACCACCCUUCCACAUGUUCAGAUAUGAGCUAGACAAUGGGUUCCAGGACACACCAGAAUAGAAAUAAAUUAAGCUUCCUUUCAUAGGUCCUGAAUCCUUCUAUGGUAUCAGCUACAGAAAACCGCUAUAACCAGAGUAGAUCAGGAACUAUCCACAAUAGAAAAUUUUUUCUUCCCGAUAUAAUAAUUGUAAAACCACCCUUCCAAAUGUUCAGAUAUGGGCUAGACAAUGGGUUCCAGGACACACCAAAAUAGAAAUAAAUUAAGCUUCCUUUCAUAGUUUCUGAAUCCUUCUAUGGUAUCAGCUACAGAAAACCGCUAUAACCAGAGUAGAUCAGGAACUAUCCACAAUAGAAAAUUUUUUCUUCCCGAUAUAAUAAUUGUAAAACCACCCUUCCAAAUGUUCAGAUAU
Diorhabda sublineata is the source of this 2720-nucleotide messenger RNA. RefSeq names its product facilitated trehalose transporter Tret1-like. Bases 137 to 1567 code for a protein of 476 amino acids. The transcript has 2 exons. Gene Ontology annotation, molecular function: transmembrane transporter activity. Gene Ontology annotation, biological process: transmembrane transport. Lineage: Eukaryota; Metazoa; Arthropoda; Insecta; Coleoptera; Chrysomelidae. The record is from RefSeq and is a predicted model, not a curated record. Gene Ontology annotation, cellular component: membrane.